Helianthus annuus (common sunflower) is the source of this 1897-nucleotide messenger RNA. RefSeq names its product probable glucan endo-1,3-beta-glucosidase A6. The record is from RefSeq and is a predicted model, not a curated record. Gene Ontology annotation, biological process: carbohydrate metabolic process. Gene Ontology annotation, cellular component: plasma membrane. NCBI's taxonomy places the organism in Eukaryota, Viridiplantae, Streptophyta, Magnoliopsida, Asterales, Asteraceae. The transcript is spliced from 3 exons. The coding region runs from base 283 to 1701 and encodes 472 amino acids. Gene Ontology annotation, molecular function: hydrolase activity, hydrolyzing O-glycosyl compounds.
AGAGUAGGAUUAAACCCGUAACUUAGUAUUUAGAGUAGGAUUAAACCCGAGCCGACACACUUAAAUGAGAAUCCUUAGAGCAUAUUUGAAAUGACAAAAGUACACAUCUCAUUUACUUUUCAUUAAUGACUUCAGCCUUACAACCAGAUUCUCCAUCUUUUCCCCACUUCACCCAACACACACUUUCAGAGAUCUUUUGACUCACAAUCCCACAACCCAGAAUCCUAUUCCUCCUCUCAACGGUCAUAUACCUAUAGUCCCCCUUCAUUCUUCUUUUUAUCAAUGAAACAACAACAACAACAAACCCACAACAAAAUGGGUUUAAUCCUCCUCAUCCCCCUUUUCUACCUUCUGUUCUCCCUAUCCAGUGCGGAAAUUGCUCCAAAACCAGGAGUCUGCUACGGUCAACUCGGCAACAACCUCCCACAACCCUCAACAUCCAUCAAACUAAUCAAAUCCUUAAAAGCGGGUCGGGUCAAAAUCUACGACACAAACCCGAAAAUCCUCAAACAACUCAAAAACACCAACAUUCAAGUCUCAGUUAUGGUCCCCAAUGAGCUAAUCACCUUUAUCGCCAAUAAUCAAACCCUAUCCAACAACUGGGUCCGGUCCAACAUCCUCCGGUUUUACCCGAAAACCAAGAUCCGUUACGUUCUCGUUGGCAACGAGAUCCUCUCGUUGCCUGAUAACGUAACUUGGACCAAUCUCGUACCGGCAAUGCGCCGGAUACGGAGAUCUUUGACUUUUUUUAAAUUAAAAAAAGUCAAAGUCGGAACACCGUUAGCAAUGGAUUGUUUAGAAGUUUCGUUCCCGCCGUCGAGUGGGAAGUUUCGGUUAAGUGUAACGGAUUCCGUUAUUAAACCGUUGUUGCAGUUUGUUAAUCGGACGAAAUCGUUCUUUUUUAUUGAUGUUUACCCGUAUUUCGCUUGGGCGUCCGACCCGGUUAAUAUUAAGUUGGGUUAUGCUUUGCUUGAACCGAAUGUUUCGGGUUAUACCGACCCGGUUACCGGGUUAAUGUAUACUAAUCUGUUGGAGCAGAUGCUUGAUGCAGUUUAUUUUGCCAUGAAACGGGCUGGGUACCCGGAUAUCCGUUUGUUUAUCGCGGAAACGGGUUGGCCCAAUGGUGGGGAUAUCGAUCAAAUCGGAGCGAGUAUUUACAAUGCCGCGGUUUACAACCGGAAUGUUAUCAAGUUUUUAACCCAAAAACCGUUGAGGGGUACGCCGCAUAAGCCGUUUGUCGCGUUGCCGUCGUUUGUUUUCUCUUUGUAUAACGAGAAUGAGAAACCGGGUUUGGGUACGGAGCGGCAUUUCGGGUUGUUUUAUCCGAACGGGUCGGGUAUUUACCCAAUUGAUUUAUCGGGUAAGACAUUGGAGUAUCCAAAGGGGUUGCCCGUGCCUACUAAUAAUGAGCCGUAUAAGGGGAAGAUUUGGUGUGUGGCCGUGCGUGGAGCUAACACGACUGCGCUUGGUGGUGCGCUGUCGUAUGCGUGUGGACAGGGGAAUGGUACUUGUGGCCCGAUUAAACAGGGUGGGAAGUGCUUUAAACCGGAUUCGUUGUGGUGGCAUGCGAGUUAUGCGUUUAGUUCGUAUUGGGCCCAGUUGCGGGAAUCAGGCGCUACUUGUUACUUUGAUGGGCUUGCAGUCCAGACAACCAAAAAUCCAAGUUUUGGGUCAUGCAAAUUCCCAAGUGUGACAUUGUGAGAUUAGUCCAGAAGAGUAGUUUUAACUAUUUUGAACACGAGACAUUUAUCUAUGUUAAGACAUCAUUAGUGAAAUUUUGUAAGUUUGCACACCACUUAUUUAACUAUGGGUUGCAUAUGUAUGAUGUAUCUUUCUUUUAUUUUUAUUUUUAUUGUUAUUUAAAAAAGUCAACUAUGAAGAGGACACUUUGUUUUGA